Messenger RNA from Cylindrotheca closterium, 1512 nucleotides. Lineage: Eukaryota; Bacillariophyta; Bacillariophyceae; Bacillariales; Bacillariaceae. The record is from the annotation of a GenBank genome assembly.
AUGGGAAGUGGCAGUGAUGGUGUCAAGACGAGAUCCAUUCGUGGAGUUAACGUUUACGGAGCCUACAAAGGUAAUACCAUGACACCCUGGAAGAAUUCACGCAACGAAGGACGGGAAGGAGAUGCCGUCGACAAAUCCAAAGCCAAACAUUGGAUCGACAUGCCCAACGAUUUCCGGGACGAGAAAACUCCUGACGAUUGGAUUCCAAGGGAUGGACGCAUGGUUCGUUUGACAGGUCGUCACCCUUUCAAUAGUGAGACUCCCGUCGAUGAAAUGAACAAGGAAGGAUUCUUCACUCCGCCCAAUCUGCACAUUAUCCGAAAUCACGGUGCCGUUCCACAACUCAAGUGGGAGACUCACAAAUUGUCGAUUGGUGGACCCUUGGUGGCCAAUUCCUUUGAGCUGAGUAUGGACCAACUGACCAAAGAUUUCCCACAAACCGAAUUCCCCGUGACCAUUUCAUGCUGUGGAAACCGUCGCAAGGAAAUGAACAUGAUCAAGCAGACCAUUGGAUUCAACUGGGGCAUUGGUGCGGUAGCCACUUGUAUCUACCGCGGUGUGCUUUUGCGAGACCUUUUGAUUCAUGCGGGUCUGGAUCCCUCGGAUACUGCUGGGCGUUUCGUCGAAUUCAUCGGUACCGAAGAUUUGCCCAACAAGGCCGGUGAUGUCGGUCCCUUCCCGGACGAACCGUGGGGCGACAAAUGCAAAUACGGCACCAGUAUUCCUCUUGAAAAGGCCAUGAGCAUGGCGGACGAAGUCAUGAUUGCCUUUCAGUGCAACGGCGACCGAUUGCAUCCGGAUCGUGGAUACCCUUGUCGGUUGAUCAUCCCUGGAUACAUUGGAGGACGCAUGAUCAAGUGGCUGUCCAAAAUUAAUGUCCUUCCCCACGAAACGCACAACCAUUAUCACUAUUGGGACAACAAAUAUCUGCCGCCCCAAAUCACGGCCGAACGUGCUGCCCGUGAGGGAUGGUGGUACAAACAAGAAUACAUUAUCAAUGAACUUAGUUUGAAUUCGGUCAUUACCUACCCCAAUCACGGUGAAUCUUUACCAGUGAAUGAAUACAUUGAUUCCACCUUGACGCUUCGUGGCUACGCCCAUGCCGGAGGUGGUCGUCCCGUCACAAGGGUCGAAAUCUCUACUACCAAAGGAGAAUGGUGGGAUUUGGCCGAAAUUCAUCGGACCGAAAAGCCAAACCCCUACGGUAAAACUUGGUGCUGGGUCAUGUGGUCCUUUGAAUUGGAUUGUGCCAAUUUGCAAGAUGAAAUCUGGGUCCGAGCUUGGGAUACUUCCAACAGUCCCCAACCAGAGAAUCCAGUGUGGACGCUCAUGGGACAAUCGUCGAACCAUUUGUUCCGAGUCAAGGUCUCAGUGAACAAACCUGAAAAUGGAGUUGCAGCCUACAAAUUUGAACACCCGACACAACCUGGACAACAGUCUGGUGGCUGGGCCACUCGCACUGCGGAAAAGGUCGCGAGUGCUGGAUACGGGCCAAUCGAUUUUGAAGAAUAG